GAAAAUAGAAAAACCCUUGUUUCAGACUCUUUCACACAUACAAUAUAUAUGUAUAUAUUGCUCCCCAGACUCAUUCGUAGAAUCGUUCCAAGACCCAAGAGAACUAAUUGUGUGUGUAGGUUUUUUAUUUUCUUUUGCGGAGCAAACAGUUGAAUUUUGGCGGCCGCGCUGAGCGCAUCGAGUGCGAUCCAAUGAUAUAAAGAUAUAGCACGUUUUUCUUGAGAAGGAAAUGUUUUGUAGUGCGAUUUAUUUAUAGCAUUAGUGUGCUGAUUUGAAAGCCAAAAAAAAAGAACCACAAAUUUGGAAAUUUCAAUUAACUGAACGCACAUGCUGCUGAAAAAUAUAUAAACUAAACUGAUAUCGAAUAUAUAUAUAUAGUUAUAUAACUAUGUAAUUGCAACACCUGCAACAAAAAAGAUGUCACACAAAUUUCAACGCAACUCGCCACAAAUGCUUGGCGUGGCAUCCACAGUCUCCUCGACGACGCCCAGUAAUCAGCCGCGUAAGCGUGUGAAACGAUGUUGUCGCAACUUUGUCACCUUCAUGUGCACCCAGGUGGGAGUUGGAGCCCUCAUUGUGGUCUAUGCCAUCUUUGGAGCACUCACUUUUAUGCACAUCGAACGUGAAUUUGUGGACACAACAACAGCUCAUGUGCUGGAACUGAGACAGAAUUUCUCGCAACGUUUGUGGAACAUCACCGAGGAGCAUAAUCUGAUCGAUAAGCCGCUCUGGGUGAAUGAAACGAAUUCUGUACUGAGGGAAUAUCAAGCAGAGAUCGCUGCCAUCAUUAAGAAUGGUUAUGUGGGACGUAGUCCAGCAGACAUGUGGAGUUUUCCUGCAGCCUUGAUGUUUUGUCUAUCGGUCAUCACAAUGAUCGGUUAUGGCAACAUGGUACCACGCACCCCUUGGGGCAAGGGCUUCACUGUCAUCUAUGCCACCUUUGGUAUUCCGCUCUAUAUCCUCUACUUUCUCAACAUGGGUCGUGUGCUCGCUCGUUCCUUUAAGUUUCUGUAUCGCUCAUUGCAUGAUUGCACUCAGGAAAAGAAUUACGAUGCCAGAUUGGAGGCGCUGGAAGGUGGCGGCAGUCUUGGCGCCUUGACGCUGCGCAAGAAGAUCAUUGUGCCAUCGACAGCGUGUCUUUGGGUCAUUAUGUUCUAUAUUCUGACGGGUACCAUUAUGUUUGCCAACUGGGAGAAGUGGAGCUUCCUUAAUAGCUUCUACUUUUGCAUGACAUCGCUGUGUAAGAUUGGAUUUGGUGACUUUGUGCCCGGUGCCUCGUUGACCACAGCGGCAGAUGUGGAUGCGGCAACGCAAAAGUUGCGAGAAGAUAUUGCAGCGGAUCCCAAUGAAGUGUCGGAACUGCAACGUAUCGCAGAUCAGCACUCAAAGUUAGCCAUCAAUUUCAUCUAUAUGCUGCUGGGCAUGGGCUUGGUGGCCAUGUGUCGCAAUCUGAUGCGCGAGGAGGUGCGCGUCAAGCUCAAGGAGAUGAAGGAGGACACCAAACUGUGCGUGGAGGAUACGCGACUGCGUUUCGUGGGCUGUUGUGGAGAUCCUCGGGAUCUGUAUGAGAAUGAUUAUUACUGAAGCAGCGGCAGGAGUAGUAGAAGAUGUGUGAAGUGUGUGUGUAUGUGUGCGUUUGUGAUUGUUUAAAUGUGGUUGUUGUCUUUGCUAAGCACUGGUUGAAAAUCAUGCUAGGGUGUGCGUCUAAAUUUGAUUUAUUGAAGAAAGGAAAGAGCAGAAGUGAAGGAAAAAGAAUUGUAUACAUAUGAAAGAUAUAUGCAAGAAGCUAAUUUUUGUGCGUUGUUUGCCGCUCCCAA
Drosophila albomicans is the source of this 1817-nucleotide messenger RNA. Its product is annotated as TWiK family of potassium channels protein 18. The record is from RefSeq and is a predicted model, not a curated record. NCBI's taxonomy places the organism in Eukaryota, Metazoa, Arthropoda, Insecta, Diptera, Drosophilidae. Bases 418 to 1584 code for a protein of 388 amino acids. Gene Ontology annotation, biological process: stabilization of membrane potential; potassium ion transmembrane transport. Gene Ontology annotation, molecular function: potassium ion leak channel activity. Gene Ontology annotation, cellular component: membrane. The transcript has a single exon.